Messenger RNA from Drosophila gunungcola (fruit fly), 2801 nucleotides. RefSeq names its product zinc finger protein 704 (gene Glut4EF). Lineage: Eukaryota; Metazoa; Arthropoda; Insecta; Diptera; Drosophilidae. The transcript has 8 exons. Gene Ontology annotation, molecular function: RNA polymerase II cis-regulatory region sequence-specific DNA binding; DNA-binding transcription factor activity. The record is from RefSeq and is a predicted model, not a curated record. Gene Ontology annotation, cellular component: nucleus. Bases 939 to 2786 code for a protein of 615 amino acids. Gene Ontology annotation, biological process: regulation of transcription by RNA polymerase II.
CGAGUGAAAGAGAGCGCGGCGGCGCAGUGCGGCAGAGAUUAAGAUACAUAAACAAAACGGCAAAGCAUGCGAAAAGGCAGCACAAAGCAGAGAAACAAAAACAAACGUCGGUGAGAAACCGGAAAAUUGCCAAUGCCAAAUGGCCGCGAAAGAGAGCGCAGUCGCGCUUGAGAGAGAGUGAAAGAGCGAGCCGAGUGCAAGUGCCGAGGAGACACGAGCUGAGGCGAAUGGCCACGAACAGACACGAAGCCCGGCGGCCGCGGCGAUUUCAGCGCACAGAAUCAUUCUCGAAAUCGCGCGCGAACCUUUCGCACCAGCAGACCGCAGAUACAAAGAUACAAAACCACAAGAAAUUCGCAAGACCGAAAAUCGCAAAAAAAUAGCAAGCUGAGAGUUUCCCCCGUUUGCAAGAAAAAAAGCGCCCAGGCAGCCAUCGAAAAGUGCAAGUGAAGUGUGGGAGUGAAGUUACUGCCGAGUAUAAAAGCGUAUAAAAACAAAUUAGGAACGAGGCCUAGUGGCCCAAAUUCAGAAAGCAAGGCAAGAAAGCAAAGAAGAUCAAGCGAAAAUUUGAAUAAUUAAAAAUAAACACGCGCCGUGUGAGAGAGUGUGAGUGUGCGUGCGGCGUAUCCGUCCGAUACGCGCCCGCUGACGUAUUAUCCCCCGAAUACCGUUAUAGCCGCCAACGCUGCCGGCCGGCUUUUUGUGCCCAAUUAACGCACAUUCAACAAAUUGCCAGGCGCGAAACAAAGAUAUAAAAUACAAACUGUUACAGCGACAUCGGAAUAUCGAGUUAAGCCCAGUUUAUCGGCCGUAAUAAAUCGCAAAAGUAAAAUUACCUUUCGUCUCAUUCAAUUUCGCUGCGGUUCGUUGUGUUGCAGUGCAAUUGAGGAAAUAAAGAGAAAAGUUUAUAAAUAAAUAUACAAUAUAGAAAUAACUGAAUGAAGAUGUUUGGCAUAAAACAUCACAAACAAUUGGUGAGCGAGAUCUUGAAAAUACGCGAAAAGGAACCAACUGAGCUGAAGAAGCGCCUGGAGGAAGUGCGUCUGCUCGAAUCGCGACGCUCCGCCCGCCUGGCAGAUCAGGAUCGCGACACAGACUUUGCCAGACUCGCCGACAUGAGUGGCGAACGCCGCAGAACCACCACACACAGUAUUGAGGUGCCAUCGCAGCUCACGGCGCAGCACAAUUCACGGAAACGUCCGCCCAGCGAUCACCAGGACUACAUCAGCGAUCCGAACAAGGACGAGGAGACAUGCCGUGCCGCUGAGAUUCUGUCUUCGAUGAAGCUGCAGAGCCCGCAUGGCGCCAUGGCCGACAAGUGCUCGAGUCCCGGCAGCAGCUCGUCGGCCUCCUGGAGUUCCGGUUCCGCUUCGCCGCCCCUCAGCGACGACGGCCACGCCCACCACAGCCCACACAUCAUAAUGUCGCCACACGAUGCGGCCAACGCACGCAUACGCACAACGUCCGUGUCCACGUCGGACGAGGGCAUUGUCAUUGACUUCAAGGAGGAGCGCAAGAAAAAGGAGAGUGCCAUGAAGUCUAUCAGCCCGCAUAGUGCCUCGACCACCAACCGAACUUCCAAAAAGUUCCGCUGCGUUUAUCCGAAAUGUAAUAUUGUGGAGCCCGAUCAGAAUAAAAUCAUUCGUCACAUUAGGAAAACACAUUUGGGCUCCGCGGACGAUGACUGCGAGAACGAGGAGGAGUUCUACUACACGGAUGUCGACGACGACGACGAGCAGGUGAAGCCCAGUUUGGCCUCCGAGCCGACGCUGAGUCACCGGGACAUGGCGCGUCCGCCGCACGAGGAUCCCGAGUACCAGAAGCAGAUUGUGGGCAACUUCAAGCAAGGACGCGCCGGGAGCCACUACAACCACCUGGCGCAGCCGCACGGCCGCACCAUCAGUGGCGGCAAAAUCCCGAGCACCCACCAGCAGCAGCUGCAGAACAACAACACCAGCUGCAUCCCCACUUCGCACCUGGACCACCACAACUACACCUCCUACAGCAUCUCCUUCGCGGGGACGGGGCUGGCUGCGGCCAGCGCAUCCGGCCCGCCGCUGGGCAAGCACGCUCGCUCCUCGUCCACCCGUCCGUCCCACUCGGUAGCGCCAUAUCCAUCGCCGACGUACGUCCAGCAGCAGCAGCAGCAGCACCACCACCACCACCACAGCAACAGCAGCAACCAUCACACGCACAACUAUGCCAGCAGCAGUGGCAACAGCAGCAACAGCAGCAGCAGCAGCAGUCCGGUGAUCCACAGCAACAGCAGUGCCAACAACAUGCUGCAGCAGCUGUCGCAGCAGAAUGUCACGGUCACGGCGCACCACAGCCAACAGCAGCAACAACAAUUGCAGCAGCAGCACCACCACCACCAUCACCACCAGCAACAGCACCAGCAGCAGCAGCAACAGCAGCACCUACUGUCCAGUGUGACAAUCACGCCCAACUACCAUCCGGCGCAGCAGCAACAACACCACCAACCGAUGCGCAGCCAACAGCAGCAUCAGCAACAUCCACAGACAACUGCCGGCAACCUGGUUGCCCACAACAACAACAGCAACAACAACAGCAACAACAACAACAACAACGGCAACAGCAACGGAAGCAAUCCGCUGCAGCAGCAACACAUGGCGCCACAGGCGGCCGUCAAGCAUACGCCCCAUUCGCCGGGAAAGAGGACGCGCGGCGAGAACAAGAAGUGCCGCAAGGUGUACGGCAUGGAGAAGCGCGACCAGUGGUGCACCCAGUGCCGGUGGAAGAAGGCGUGCAGCCGCUUCGGCGACUGAAAGCGACAGAAGUCG